Molecule: messenger RNA, 2882 nt
Organism: Spirometra erinaceieuropaei
Lineage: Eukaryota; Metazoa; Platyhelminthes; Cestoda; Diphyllobothriidea; Diphyllobothriidae
Source: the annotation of a GenBank genome assembly
AUGGUCAACCUGUCUGACCUCGUGAAUUGGGGAGUUACAUUCAUGGUCAGAGGGUAACUAUCGUCCUGGCCUUACCUACGCACACUAAAGCCUCAAUUUAGAAAGUCUGCCAGCAAUUUGGGACCUUGCCAGGACCCUGAAUGUGGAAGUACUGGCGGAGAAGUGUAUCGGCCUGAUGAAGGAGCAGUUUGAGCACUUCAUUCAAACUGACCUCUUUGUCAGCUUGCCCGCCGAAACUGUGUUCACUCUGCUUCGCAGCGAUGAUAUCUCGGUGGAAUCUGAGGAGCAGGUUAUUGCGGCCAUUUCGCGCUGGGUGGGCGCCGGUGGUGCUGCCGAUGAUGAGAAGCUGAGAGUGCACGCGCCGGCAAUGCUAAAUGAAGUGCAAUGGCAGCUGACGAGUGCGCAAUGUCGCAGUCGCCUGCUGGAUAGUUAUCCAACACUACGGAAAAGCCCCGAAUGUCUGUAAGUGUCUGCAAUUUCAGCCCUGUUAAUUUGAGAUAAAAGUUGUCUAUUGCUUCAGGUGGAGCACUGGAUUGGCGCUGCAGUGAAGGACAAGCCUCCUCGCCCCUUCAACAUCAGGCCACGCCUAAGCCAGACGUUCUUCGUUUUUGGAAAGGAUAAAGGUCAAGACAGGUACUCUGUCCUUCGCGUUGACGCGCACCUGCGGCGGGCAGAACGAAUUGCUGACAUGAAGGGUCCUCGUAGUCAUGCCUCCUACAGUGUCGUGGGCGGUGAGUUGCCGGACAGCGCAUGCCGUUUGUUUACGUGCUUGAAGUCUAAUGUGUGUCUCUGUGUGCGCGCAGCAUUUGCUAUUGCGUAGGCAUCUCGAGCUCUUGAGUUAGUCCACAGAAGCAGCUGCAGGUGCUGUUUUGAAGAAAACAAAUUAAUUAGGAACUUGAACAAGUAAUCUUUUUGUGGCGACUGGCGCCUGUCUAGGGGUUCCUUUUUUGAAGAUGGUCUAUCGGCCAGUUACUCUUGUGUAAAGGCUCUCAGCUGGCCGCCUUAUGCAUAACCUUUUCCACUCUCCACCAGGAGAGAGCAUUUUCGUUGUUGGAGGAGGAUGCAACCCAGUGCGCGCUGAUGUCGACGAGUUUUUGGUGAGAGAAGGACGCUGGCGCGAGCGUACGCCCCUCGCCUUUGCACGCUGGGAGCACGCAGCCGCAGUCAUAAAGGUUCCCGGCACGGCCGCCGCAGCCGGAGAGAAGACGCUGAUUGGUGUUUUUGGUGGAUGGGGUAGAAAUGAACGCAUUUCCUCCUGUGAGCUCUAUGACGUCAGCCAGGACAGGUAAGAAGACGCCGGUCGUCUUGGCACAUCCAUUUUUGCCAUAAAUAUCACUCACUCACUGUCCCGCUUUCCCUCCGCUUGCCUCGAACAGAUGGCACAAAUUGCCCGAUCUGCCGGAGAAGAGAAGCAGUUCAGCUGCUGCCUGCCUACCCUACGACAGUCGGGUCUUCGUUUUUGGCGGUUACGAUGACUCCUCCUCCCCGCUGGCUUCCGUGGUCUUCUGCCAUCUGCGGGCAGACUGGCAGGGACAGGGGACCCCAACGGAGUUUUGGCAGCCAGCUGCCCCCAUGAGAAUCGCACGACGGGGGCUCGCAGCGACGCCAUUUCGGGGAGCAAUCCUGGUCGCCGGUGGAUACGAUGGCCAAAGGACUCUCAAUGUCGUGGAGAUGUUCUCGCUGCCAGACGCCAGCAUACCCCUCGGCCAGUGGACAAAGCUGGCCGGCAUGAAGCAGCCUCGCUGGUACUUCACUCUCCUCACCUCCGCCAAGGCUCUCUUUGCCCUCGGUAAGGCGACACACAGAUUAGAUGGAUCGUUUCAUGCUAUUUGCUGGCCUCUUUCAUGUUAGCCUACUUUUCUUCUACAAAGCUGAAUGAUUACAGCAUCUGGAAUGUGACGCCAGAUCCAACUGUAAUCUGUGACAUGACGCCGUGGAGGGUUUUCUCCUGCGCACUGCGCCAUCACAGCCACAGGCAGACGGAGUCAUUGUGAAUACUUCCGAUCCUUUCUUUUUUUAACAAACUCUUUUCUCUCUGGUGCAUUUCCUCUUCAAAUGCCACUUCCUUAUGACUAUGCAAAUGAAACAUUGUAGGCAACGACAGCGCGCCGAAAAACACGGUGGAGUCUCUCACGGCACCAGGAGGUUCAACCGACUUUGUCAAUGAAUUGACAUCUUGGGUCUGGUCGUCCAUGAACCCAGUGGAGACGCUGGAGUGCAUUGUUGGAGCUGCAAGCAUUCUGACGUAAACGCCCGCGUUAAUUUUCUUUUGAUAUUGCCUUGGAUUUCCCUCCAUUGGCUGCGUAUUGAAGAUGAACGAUUAGCAAGUAAAUCUGCCUUGACAGGUGUUAUUUCAAAACUCUCUAAGGAUGCGUGCGGUGUCCAGCAUAUGGCAUGGCCGAAUAAUGUCCACUUUUGACUUUGGGGGAAUGAAAUAGGGGUUUGGGGAUGAGGUGAACCGGUUAAUUUGCUCGAGGGAGAUGCUUAUUUGCUGAUUGGACAUAGUGAAUUCCAGAGGGUGUUUCAGUAGAAUUCAUUCUGAUCGCUGGGACGGAAGCAAUUUUCGUCUGACGUGUCCAAAGCAUGCAAGUUCCAUGACGUAAACAGCGGAGAAUGGGGACAAGAGGAGGGGUGCUGUCGAUGAUGAUGAUGAUGUUGUUGUUGUUGUUGUUGUUGUUGUUGAUGAUGAUGAUGAUGAUGAUGAUGAUGAUGAUGAUGAUGAUGAUGAUGAUGAUGAUGAUGAUGAUGAUGAUGAUGAUGAUGAUGAUGAUGAUGAUGAUGAUGAUGAUGAUGAUGAUGAUGAACGAGGGCUCCACGGUCGUAGUGGUCCUGUGGUCUGCUUCACACUUAUCCCUCUCUCUCUCUUCUUCGGCAGACAGUGA